This is a messenger RNA of Doryrhamphus excisus (bluestripe pipefish), 8719 nucleotides long. It is a transcript of the gene znf804b, whose product is annotated as zinc finger protein 804B. The record is from RefSeq and is a predicted model, not a curated record. Lineage: Eukaryota; Metazoa; Chordata; Actinopteri; Syngnathiformes; Syngnathidae. Gene Ontology annotation, cellular component: nucleus.
UCCGCUGCCAAUCAAUACACAUCAAGAAAAGAAGGAAGGGGAUAGAAGAGGAGUGUCACACCUCCCCACUAAAGUGUCUCCAAAGCGGGAGAGGAAGAAGAGAUAUGAGGGACACGCGGUGCAUUCACAUGCAUCGGGACUGCGAGUAAGCAGUGAAGAGUGAUCCUUAUUCUUCUCCUCUGACUUUUUUUUUUUUUUUUUUAAUCUUUUAACGUACCCCCGGGGGAAAAAAAAAAAAAAGCGACGCAUGGGCUCAGCGCCCCGAGAGUCCCCGGGGAUGGCGUGCGGUGCUUGUUACUACCUGGUGAUCAGCUCCACUCACCUCAGCAACGGACACUUUCGCCGCGUGAAGGGGGUGUUCAGGGGCCCGCUGUGCACCACAGCGGCGUGCGAUUCACCGGAGCGCGCCGAGCGGGCUGUGGGCUGUUCAGUGGAGGAUUUGAAGUCUCUUUUCUACUGCGAGCUGUGUGACAAGCAGUACCUGAGACACCAAGAGUUUGACAACCACAUCAACUCCUACGACCACGCUCACAAGCAGAGGCUGAAGGAACUCAAGCAGCGGGAGUUUGCUCGCAACGUGGCCUCAAAGUCAUGGAAGGACCAACGCAAGCAGGAGAAAGCUCUCCGACGCCUGCACCAGCAAGCACAGCUGCAGCAGGAGAGUCAGCGAGUCCAAGGAAGGACGUACGAGCUAAGAAGCGCCGUGAGGCUUGUUAGCCACCAGCAGCAGCAGCAACAAAAUCAAGACAGAAGCACGGAGGAGCACAAAGCCUGCAGCCCCGCGGACAAAUGCGAACCCUUCAAACACACACAGAGGGCCCCGGCCAAACAAGGCACUACAUCUCCGCUGAGCCACCGGCGAGGAAAUCCAUGCCGGCCCCCCCACUCCCAAAUACCGCCGGCCCCUCCGGCGGAGUCGCCGCUAAUCACUCAUCCAGAGUCCAAUACAGAUUGUCCUGCAGUGAAUCAGCAGCCUCAUGCGGGCUGCCAGCUGCCUCUGGAGGGGCGGGGGCGAGCCGGAGGCAGACGUGGGGUGUCCUUCUGUUUCUCGCGUAGGGGGCCUCGGCUGGAGCCCUCCGCUUCGGUUUUCUCUGACCAGGAAGAAGAGGAGAAAGAGAGGCGGGAGCAAAUGAAACAGCGGAUAAAGAGAAUUUUGGAGGACUUAGACCGGGAAAUUGAUAGUGUCGGACAAAGCAAAAUGAAAGCGAAAGAAGACGAAAGAAAAGAAAAUCACAGCAACGAUGAAGAAUCCGCGGAAGCGCAAGUCGGCGUCGGCGUGCACGUGUCCGUCGUAGCUAAAGAUGGCUCCACCUGCGUUCCCUGGCCUGUCAGUUUACUUAACUUCACCAAAUCCCGGCCGUGCAUUUCUUACAGCUGCAACCCAAACAGCACAAAGCAAAACCAAACGCCAACCGAACAUGAGCGCCGGUCACGUGAUCCCUGUGAUGAAUCAAAUCCACGGCGGUCUGCCGCUCUUACGCCUGACGCUCGUUACCACGCGGGGAAAGAAGCCGCGGAGAAUGUCAAAGAAGAAGAACACCUGUUUGUCGAGAACAAAAAGCUUUCAUCGUCGGGGGGAGGAUCAGAAGGAGCGUCACGCAUGCUAAGUAUAGAGCAUCGUGUGAAGGCGGCCUCCUUUCCGUUUGACCCCACUCGUAGUGACAGCUCCAACACAAACCCCCCGACUCCCGGAGGAGACGGAUUAGUAGGCGCAACAGGGAUCGGGAAGGGAGCCGUCGCAGCCCUGAGCUGUAAAUUAGAAUCCGUCACCGAGCUCGACACACACAGGAUAUGCAUCAAACCAUCCAGGUGUGAGAGCGGCGGCGUGACGACGUCACGGCGCCCCGACGCUCCUCGUGUUCCCGGUGGCGUCUCACGCAAGAAAAGUAAAAGCAGCACAAAAAAUCCGGGGAAAAGAAAAAAACACGGAAAAGUUGCUAUUAGGUGUAAAGUAAGGAGUGUCGUGUCUGCGGUUAAAAAUGGCCGACCUAGCGGAACAGAAACCGGGGGGAGUAGCGGCGACGAAAGAGAGGUGUGGUUGGGAAAAAGGGGACUAUGGAGAACAGGGAGCAGCUCUCUUUCCGGGAGAUCCGAGGCCGAGCCGGUUUACGUCUCUGUCAGGAAGAGGGCGCCCCACAGCGGCCGCCGCUCGCUAUCCCGGCGGCACGGGGACCGCGGCCACACCUUUUCCCAACUCGCCACAUGCGCCCCUGACGCGUCUCUCCGAGGAUCUCACUUACACUCGUUCUCCCCGGGAUGUAACUCAAAGCUGUUUUGGGAAUCAGGUCACCAUAGCAACCCCAGGAGUUUCAUUGACUGCAGUUACCCUGACAACAGCUGCGGCGGUAGCCCGGCGAGAAAGAGAAAACUCCUCCAUAGGGACAGAAGAUUCAUUCACGGGAACCGGAAUACUUGGAAUCGCUGCGAGGGGACGGACAACGGGAGGCGGAUACAUUCCAAAGACAGAGAUUUGUUUUCAGACUCGGAACAAUGGGAGUGGAAUGGUGAGGAGUCUGGAUGGAGAUGCAGAAACAGGGAUGAGGGUCGGGAGUGGGGAAGUAGGGCCACCCCGAGUCCGAGCACCAGGCACAGGACCGGGAGGGGGUUAAGUACUGAAGACAUGGAUUGGGAUAGGUGGACAUUGGGAAGCAGUGACAGCUGGGAAGACCGGCAGACGCGCAGGUCUAUGUCCGGCUCCGGGACUGUACCCGAGAGCAGAUGGAGCCCUAACUGCAUGUGGGGGUCUUCCCGGUACUUAUCUAGUCCGGAAUGGUGGACAAGCAGGCGUGUGUACGGUCCUCCAGGAGAAUCCAGUCACAGUCCACGUUCCUGGAGCCCGUGUAGCAACUCCAGUGUCUCGGAGUUGAGUUGGGAAUGGAGCAAGAGCAGCACCUGCUCAGGUACGACUUGCCUGGUGUCCGAGGUACCAACUGAAGCAAAGACGCGGAGACGUUCCAAAUCUCCAUUCCCUACCCACAAUUCCUUAUCAGGUCUAAUCCCAGAACCCGACACCAAGUCCCUGGCUGGGGAGACUAAAUUCGGAUGUCCUGCUUCCAUGAACACAGACACAAGUGAUCCGGUACCACAGAAACCGAUUCGGACUUUGCUUCUCCCCCUUAUUGGGAAACUCCCGGCAAUCCAAAGAAAGGCUCGACGGAGAAAAGAACAGUUGGAGAGGAGUCAGGAAAAGGAUUCCGAGGACGGUUCCAAUCAUAAAUUGGAUGUCGGCUUGGCAAAACCAAGCAGUCCGCCAAAAACAUGUGCGGUGGAGAUCGGGACUGAGGACAAGGACACCGGUGGCGAGACCGCCACGCCAAUCAGCUUUACCGCAGAGGAGAUGGACAAGUAUCGCCUCCUGCAAGAGCAGGCCAGAGAGCACAUGCAGAAAGUUCUAGAACAAACUGAGGUCCACGUGAACUCCACCGCGCGGGUGGACGACAGCAGGCCUUCAGACGGGGGCCGCGCGCCCCCGACUUCGUUCAAGUAUCUCCAGAAUCAUUAUGACACAAUGCAAACGGACCAGGUCCUCCAAGAGAAUCCGCUUCACGUGAACCUACAGGAGGACUUGAUGCAACCGAUAAACAUGGGCGCCCCCAACGUUCCCCACCUGGCACUAACCCCCCCUUUAAACAGCCUCCAUCAUUUCAUUUUACAGCACGCCGCCUUCGCCGCCUCGCCCGACAUCCCGGUUCAGCCCGCUCACUCCCUCAACCACCAUCACCUCCAACCUUCACCGUUCCCACUCUCCUCCUUGUUCCCCUCCAUUUUUUUCUCUCACCACCCCUUUCCUCUCAUCCCUCCUCCCGCAGCCGCCGCCGCCGCCUUCCCCGUGACCCCGCUCCCCGCUCUCGCUCUGCCGCCCCUCAACCUGCAGUCUUUCAUGGACAGAGUGUGGCCGCUGAGGUUCCAACAGAAAGCCUUGUGACGUUCAUUUUAAAUGUCUGUAGCAACAAAAGAGCAUGCUGUUGGUAUCGGGGAUGUUCUACCAUAGAGGUAACACACACACACACACACAUAAACACAUACACACAUGCACACGCACAGCUCACCUGUUGAUUCAUUUCUCCACCGCCGCCGCCGCAUUGCAGGCAACAUUGACACAAACUGACUUUGAUCAUUUUUUUUUCUUCUUCUAUGAUUGGAGCUCAUAAUAAAGAGAAAGGUGCACCUGCUAUUCAAGGACAAGCCGGGGCUCGUGUCAUCCUUUCUCUUUUUUUUUUUUUUUUUGGUGACCAGCUGCCUUUUGAAGUUUCGCCUUCAUGUCUCUGGCGAAGAAAGAAAAAAAAAAACGCCGCGCUACGGCGUCGCCUUUUCCUGACGCCGAUCUCAGUCAACUUUUAACCGACGUAAAUAAAGUCGCUCCGUCGGCCGGGAUGACGUAACGUAUAUAAGGAACUGUACUUGGUAUAUGUGAGUGACAGGACGAAAAGCUCUGACUCACUUUGGUUCCACUUGUUAGUCAUAUUUAUUACAUAUUUGGGUCAGUAUGGUAAUUGGUAUUGAUUAUAUAAGUAAAUUAUUAGUAGUAAUAAUCAUGUACCAUUAUAUCAUUCAUUCAUUCAUUUUCUACCGCUUUUCCUCAUGAGGGUUGCGGGGGUGCUGGAGCCUAUCCCAGCUGUCUUCGGGCGAGAGGCGGGGUACACCCUGGACUGGUGGCCAGCCAAUCACAGGGCACAUAUAGACAAACAACCAUUCACACUCACAUUCACACAAAAAAAGUCUCCUCCCAUUCCAUGUGGAAGUGGUAAAUUUAAGUUUAGGUGAAAUAAAUUUGCGGCUAACUGGUCAGCACGGUGGUUGAGUGGUUAUGGACAAUUUGGAGUCACCAAUUAACCUAGCAUGUUUUUGGAAACCGGAGUACCCGGAGAAAACCCACGCAUGCACGGGGAGAACAUGCAAACUCCACACAGAGAUGGCCGAGGGUGGAAUUGAACCCUGGUCUCCUAGCUGUGAGGUCUGCGCACUAACCACUAGACCGCCGUGCCACCAUUAUACAUCAUUAAUUUUCUACCGCUUAUCCUCACUAGAGUUGCGGGCAUGCUGGAGCCUAUCCCAGCUGUACCCCAGAGGCAGGGUACACCCUGGACUGGUCGCCAGCCAAUCACAGGGCACAUAUAGACAAACAACCAUUCAUUCAUUUUUCUACCGCUUUUCCUCACGAGGGUCGUGGGGGGUGCUGGAGCCUAUCCCAGCUGUCUUCGAGGCGAGAGGCUGGGGUACACCCUGGACUGGUGGCCAGCCAAUCACAGGGUCACAUAUAGACAAUGGACUGGAUUUUUAUUGGUAACAGUUCAGAACCUAAACGGUUUGUUUAAAAAUGUAGCUUCCCAGCAUGCCUUGCGGCACCAGUAUUUGCAGAUGUUGUAGAUUGCACAAGUUUAAAGUUAACAUAGUCGUUGACUAUGUUUAGCUAGCUGCUACGUAUCAUUUUGGCGUUGGGGGGUAUAAGUACUGCUGCAGUCGUCGCUAGUACAACCAACCACCAUUGAUGCCUUCAUGGCAGGAGAUGUGAGAAGGAAGGGAAUCAAUGUGUCAUCAAUGAUGCAAUAAGGUUGGUUGUUUUGUUUCCUUCUCAUGAGACGGGUUAGUCAAGUGAAGGAGUGAAGCCAUGAAACAGAAUAGGUUGCUUUAGAUUUCAGCCUUCAAUAGAUGCAGAGAAGGUCAGAUAGGAUAUCAGCCUGAGAUUCACUCACUGGUCACAGCAUUCGGUAAUGUAGGAUUAGGAUUAGGAUUAGGAUUUAUUGUAUUGCUGGGUUAAACUGUCACCAUCCUAAAACUACAAUAUUUAUGUAAAAAAAAUACUGUUUGGAAAAUGGCCACCAGUCCAGAGUGUACCCUGCCGCUCGCUUAAAGACAGCUGGGAUAGGCUCCAGCAUACAACCCGCCACCCAGCUGAGGAUAUGUAGCAAAGAAAAUAGAUGGAUGGUUGCAGCCCAGUCUCUGUAUAUAUGUUAUGUGCUCCAUGAUUGGCUGGCUGGCUGUCACCCUAAGAGUUAUCUGGGGUAGACUCCAGCAUACCCGUAACCCUAGUAAGUAUAUUAGCAUCGAAAACAGAUGGUUGCAGCCCAGUCUCUGUAUAUAUGUAUGUGCCUGUGAUUGGCUGGCUAUCACACAAAGCGUUAUCUGGGAUAGGCUCCAGCAUACCCGCAACCCUAGUGCAGAUACGUAGCAUAAGAAACAGAUGGUUGCAGCCCAGUCUCUGCAUAUAUGUAUGUAUGUGCCCUGUGAUUGGCUGUCUGGUUUUCACCCAAAGAGUCAUCUGGGGUAGACUCCAGCAUACCCGCAACCCUAGUAAGUAUAUGUAGCAUUGAAAACAAAUGGUUGCAGCCCAGUCUCUCCCUAUAUGUAUGUGCCCUGUGAUUGGCUGGCUAUCACACAAAGUGUUAUCUGGGAUAGGCUCCAGCAUACCCACAACACUAGCACAGCUACAUAGCACAGGAACUAGAUAGUUGCAGCCCAGUCUCUGUAUAUAUGUAUGUGCCCUGUGAUUGGCUGGCUAUCACACAAAGUGUUAUCUGGGAUAGGCUCCAGCAUACGCACAAAGCUAGCACAGCUACAUAGGAAAUAGAUAGUUGCAGCCCAGUCUAUGUAUAUAUGUAUGUGCCCCAUAAUUGGCUGGCUGGCUGUCACCCAAAGAGUUAUCUGGGAUAGGCUCCAGCAUACCCGCAACCCUAGUGCAGAUACGUAGCAUAAGAAACAGAUGGUUGCAGCCCAGCCUCUGCAUAUAUGUAUGUGCCCUGUGAUUGGCUGGCUGGCUAUCACACAAAGAGUUAUCUGGGGUAGGCUCCAGCAUACCCACAACCCUAGUGAGGAUAGUAGCAUAGAAUAUAGAUGGUUGCAGCCCAGUCUCUACAUAUAAGUAUGUAUGUGCCCUGUGAUUGGCUGGCUGGCUAUCACAAAAAGAGUUACCUGGGAUAGGCUCCAGCAUACCCGUGCGACCCGAGUGCAGAUAAGUACCAUAAGAAACAGAUGGAUGCAGCCCAGUCUCUGCGUAUACGUAUGGAUGUGCCCUGUGAUUGGAUGGCUUGGCUAUCACACAAAGUUAUCUGGGAUAGGCUCCAGCAUACCCACAACCCUAGUGCAGAUACGUAGCAUAAGAAACAAAUGGUUGCAGCGCAGUCUCUGCGUAUACGUAUAGAUGUGCCCUGUGAUUGGCUGUCUGGUUUUCACCCAAAGAGUAAUCUGGGAUAGGCUCCAGCUCACUCUGAACCCAAUCCCCAUUAAAAGUGAAUGCAUGCUUGUAAUAUAUAAGACUAUAAGCAUGUUCUACAUUGUGACCCUACGCCUCAGAGUAUCUCCGUGUUCAAAUUUAGGCAGAAAGAGAGAAUCCCUAUCUUUUUUUUUUUUUCUUUUCCGAGACAGGAGAUCAAACAGACUGUGUGAAAUAUAGAGCAGCAAUAAUUAGCAGCUGUUACAGCAUCAAACCUCCACAUCUCCACCAGCCUCUCCUUAUCCCACAACUUUCAUUCUGACAUUCCUCCAUCUUGCAAAGGGGGAGAUGACGCACAACAGCCGACAACAACAAGGCUGACCCUCAAUCUUUUCUCCCGAGAAAGGAAACAGGAGGACGUAAAGGAUGUAAAGCGAAUCGUCGUGUCACGUGACACGACGGAGCGCUUUAUAAUAAAGCAAUAAACACACAAGGGAGCAUCACACAUACUGUAGGAGCCAGGUGGUAAUUAAUCACAGCGUUUUCUGUCAUUGACUGAUUAAAUCAUUUCCAAAGCCUUGAGAUUUGCCUCCUGGUGUGAUGUGUGUGUGUGUGUGUGUAUAUAUGUGUGUGUGUGUGUGUGUGUGUGUGUGUGUGAAGGGGGCUGAUUUAUGAUGGAGAGUGAACACUUUUCUCUCUCAAUCUCUCCUGUGAAUUAAUGAGGUAGAAAAAUAAAGGCUGGCACUCAGUCAAAUAUUCCAGCAGUGACUGCAGCAUCGCUAUUGGUAACACAUUUGCUUGUAUUGUGGACACACACACACACACACACAGAGACACACACACAUACACAUAAGGACCCCUCACGGCGACAAAAGCAACUCAUCGACCUAAACGGCAAAAAUAAGAAAGCGCUCUCUUUUAUUGUAAUUGCGGUCCUCUGUGAUUGGAGCAGGUCGGCGGUCGCUUUUGGAUUCAUCCCCCCCCCCCGAGCUCUUCAACAAAAAGCCCGAUUACGUAUUGUUCGCUUAAAAUUUGACAAAAUCGACACAAAAAAAAUCACGGCUCUUAGCGGUACUUCGCUAUUGCUGCUUUUACGAUAAAUGCAGGCCGUUAUUCCCAAAUUGGGAAUACGUUUAUUGAUAAUUGUUAUAUUAAAUACUGUGUAUUUGUUGCUCUAUUUACUGGCAUAUACUCCCAUGCAUCAGGUGAAGUCAUGUAGGGUGCUGGAGCCUAUCCCAGCUGUCUUUAGGGGGCGAGAGGCAGGGGUACACCCUGGACUGGUGGCCAGCCAAUCACAGGGCACAUAUAGACAAACAACCAUUCACACUCACAUUCAUACCGAUGGACAAUUUGGAGUCGCUAAUUACCCUAGCAUGUUUUUGGAAUUAAAAUUAAAAUUAAAAUUAAAAUUAAAAUUAAAAUUAAAAUUAAAAUUAAAAUUAAAAUUAAAAUUAAAAUUAAAAUUAAAAUUAAAAUUAAAAUUAAAAUUAAAAUUAAAAUUAAAAUUAAAAUUAAAAAAAACACGCCGAUGGUGGAAUUGAACUUAAUUGUUAUAUUAAAUACUGUGUA